GGGGGCGGGCUCGGCCCUGGCUCCUGCUCCCUACGGCGGCCACCCGCGCUGCCUUCUUGUCCCCUCGGACGUUGGGGGGUCGGGCAGGGCAGAACAUGAGUGACCGGAAGUGGGAGUUGUGAGCGUUGUCGCCCGGGGCGGGGAGGCCCGAGGCGUCGUCGGGCCUCCGCGACUCACGUAUGGAGAGAGCUGGGCGAAGGGCUGCGCGCCGACCACUAACCGGGACGCACAAGCUCUGCGAGGCAGGAGCAGUGCUGAAGCGACCAGCUCUUCUGGCACGGGAACAUGAGGCUAGGCCUGGCGCCCGCUGCAGGCGACGCGCGCAGUGUGCGGGCCUGCCCCAGUCGCUGGUGAACGGCGCGGAGCCCCGCGACUCGCUUAGUGGCCUUUCCCUGCAGCCCGUCGUUGUUGGCGGCAGCAUGGUCUUCUGUCUGGAGAACGAGGAGCUGUGCCGCCCGCAGCGAAGCAACAUGGUCCGUUUCCACGCCUCGGAAGUCCAGCAGCUGCUACACAACAAGUUCGUGGUCAUCCUGGGGGACUCAAUCCAGCGGUCUGUGUAUAAAGACCUGGUGCUCCUGCUCCAGAAAGACUCACUGCUCACAGCUGCCCAGCUGAAAGCCAAGGGGGAGCUGAGCUUUGAACAGGACCAGCUGGUCGCUGGGGGUCAGCUGGGCGAGCUGCACAACGGGACACAGUACCGGGAGGUCCGCCAGUUCUGCUCGGGUUCUGGCCACCACCUUGUACGCUUCUACUUCCUCACCCGCGUUUACUCCGAGUACCUCGAGGGAGUCCUGGAGGAGCUGACAUAUGGGCCUGCCCCGGACCUGGUGAUCAUCAACUCCUGCCUCUGGGAUCUCUCCAGGUAUGGCCGCUGCUCGAUGGAGAGCUACCGAGAGAACCUGGAGCGAGUGUUCGUGCGCAUGGACCAGGUGUUGCCAGAUUCCUGCCUGCUGGUGUGGAACAUGGCAAUGCCCCUAGGAGAGCGUGUCACUGGGGGUUUCCUCCUGCCUGAGCUCCAGCCCCUGGCAGGCUCUCUGCGGCGGGAUGUGGUUGAAGGGAACUUCUACAGUGCUACUCUGGCUGGGGACCACUGCUUCGAUGUCUUGGACCUCCACUUUCACUUUAGGCAUGCAGUACGCCACCGUCACCGGGAUGGUGUCCAUUGGGACCAGCAUGCCCACCGCCACCUCUCACAUUUGCUUCUGACCCAUGUGGCCGAUGCCUGGGGUGUGGAGCUGCCCAAGCGUGACUAUCCCCAUGACCCAUGGAUUAAAGACUGGCCAGAGCCGGAUCAUCUCUUCCAGGGGAGCCAGGGGCAGCCCUCAGACUUCGGGGAGCAGCCGGCCUUGCCCCCACCCUCUCCCUUACCUCCUCCCAUGCCUUUUCCCUAUCCUCUUUCUCAGCCUUCCCUACCUCCGCUGUUUCCACCCCUGCCCCAGGAACCCCCUUUUUUCCCAGGCCAGCCCUUCCUACCCUGUGAAUUCUUCAAUUUUAAUCCAACGGAAGACUUCUCAAUACCACCCCACUUAGGAUGUGGCCCUGGAGUGAACUUUGUGCCUGGCCCCAUGCCUCCUCCAGUCCCCAGCCCUGUCCGCCAUGGUCAGCACCGGGGCUUGGCCGUCCACCGGGGGAUGUCACGCUGUGUUCACAACAGCCCCUACCAUGUGCCGAGGAUGGGGGCGCCCUGCAGGCAGCGUCCAAGACACUCAGACAGGCUGAUCCACACAUACAAACUGGAUAGACGACCUCAUGCCCAUUCGGGUACAUGGCCGGGGUAGACUGGUUCUUGGCUUUUGGGCUGUGUGUGCCAGUGGCCCUGCAGUGCCUGUUUGCCACACCAGGUGUGGGCGUGGCACCUGCUAUGCCUGACGUUGUUGUACAUUGCUGUCACCAAUAAAGGCAUGGAAAAACAGA
Messenger RNA from Bubalus bubalis (water buffalo), 1914 nucleotides. It is a transcript of the gene PCED1A, whose product is annotated as PC-esterase domain containing 1A. The record is from RefSeq and is a predicted model, not a curated record. Bases 180 to 1778 code for a protein of 532 amino acids. The transcript has 8 exons. NCBI's taxonomy places the organism in Eukaryota, Metazoa, Chordata, Mammalia, Artiodactyla, Bovidae.